AUGAAGCGACGACGAAUGUCAGCCGAAUGUGAAAUGGAUCAUUCAUAUGCUAUGCCUAAUGUUGUAAGUUACAUUUGAGAUUUUAAAUUUACAAUAUUUUAUAUUUUUAUUAAUUUAUUAUUUUAUGUUUAGAAUGAUAAUUCAAAUGUUCUUUUGAAAAAAAUUAAUAAUGUAUAUUCCAACCAACAACUGAAUGAUAUUACUCUUGUAGUGGGUGGAAUAUCAUAUCCCGCUCAUCGCUUCAUGUUAUGUAUAUCCAGUGAUGUAUUUGAGGUGAUAUUUUUUAAUUAUCUACCUGUUUUGUUGAAUAGAUAAAUUAAUUUUAUUUACUUAAAGACAAUGUUGAUGAGUUCAAAAUGGAGUGACUCUCACCAAGAAGUCAUUGAGUUACAAGAAGUUCAACAGUGUAUUGAAAUAUUUCCAAUUUUUUUACAAUAUUUUUAUACAGGUGUAAUAUCACUUGAACAAAGUAAUAUUAUGCCAAUAAUUGUUUUAGCUGAUAAGUAUAAUGUCAAGGUAUAAACAAUACUAAACAGAUUUAUAUAAAUAUAAUAAUAAAAUCUACUUAUAUUAAUUUAAAAUGUUGAAGGAUCUCACUGUACUAUGUGUUGAAUAUAUGUGUGAACAUAUAGCUGAUGCUGCUAAUCAGGGCCAGUUGGUAACAUGGUUUCAAUAUGUGUUGUCAUUGAACCAACCAACUACAAUGAAUGUAAGUAUUUAGUAAUAAUAAUAUUUGAUUUCAAUAAAAGGAUAGUUUUAAAUUAGAUUGUAGAAUAUAUUUAUUUAUAUGGAAAGAUAUUAUAAUGAAAUUAAUUAUAUAAUAUCUGAAAGUAAAAAUUGUUGCUAAUUAUAGCUAAUGUUAUAAUAAUGUUAUUAUUUAUGUAAGUAUGCCAGUAUUAAAAACAAUUUAUCAAAAUAUAAAUACUUAAAGAAUCUUAAAAUGUCCUAUUAACUAUUUGUCAACUAAGCCAUUUUAUUUAUUUAGGUUUCUACACAUAAUCGUAGGGCUGUAUUAACCAUUAGGCUCAAUGAGAAACAUUAGGUCUAAAAAAAAAGGAGCUAUAGCCAAAAUAAAAUAGUUUUAAUUAUAUACAAUUUAUUAUGGAAUUUAAGCUCAACCGCUAUCCUUACAUAAGUCUUUUGGACAAUGCGCCAAUAAUGUAUUAUUAUUGUAAUUGUUGAUUAGUAUCUUAUUAUAUUAUUAUGUUAGGGAGCAUGUAAAAACAUCAAAAAUAAAUUAGCUGAUUAUUAUAAAUAUGAUUAUUUAAGCAGACAAAUAUUUUUGCCAAUCUGUAUUUAAGCCAAAAAAAAUUUGAGUAGAUAGUAUUUUAUCCAAAAAUAUUACAGCCGAUUCUAAUAAAGAGAUAAGGUCAGAACUUUAAAAAAAUGAUAAUGCAAGAUUAGAAAUAAAUUAAAAGGAGAGAAAUUCUGUACAUAUUACUUUAAAAUGAAAAACAAGUUAAAUAGAUGCCCCAAGUAAUCCAUUCUAUGUUAUUUGAAUUUUUUAAUCAAUGAAGUUGAUUUGAAAGUAUAUUGGUUUAGUUUUUAUAAAAAAUCUAAUAUGUGUAAGUGGAUGUUUAACUACACAUGAAUAAUUUAAAUGCUUACAAAUGGUUGAAAUUUAAAACUUAAAUUAAUAUUAUAUAUUUGUAUCAUAGAAAUAUUCAAAAUGUUGUUUUAUCAUUUUUUGUUUGUUCAAAAUUGUGUCUGAAUUAUAACUUAAAAUUUGUUCAAAAUAUCAACAUUCAAACUUCAAAGCCUUCUAAUUCAAUAUUUUCUAAUUAAAAACAAUGAUAGGAAAUGUACAAGUUGAUAAUAAGUAGUUUUGGACAGUUUAAUUGAAAUAUUUUCAGCUAAAAUACAUUUCGGCUGUUUAAAAGUUGUAGUUUGUUAUUAGUCAUGUUGUCAAUCAAUUUUAAAUGCUUUCAUAAUUAGUAUUUAUGAAUAAAUAGUAAUUGGUACAGUUAUGGAGAUUAGUUCUAAAAUUAUUUCUAAUCUAUACUGUAUCACAGGUGAUCCAUUUAAGUGGGUACACUUAUUAUCUCAGAAAGUAAUAACUUUUUUAUUUUCUAGAACAUUUAAGAAACAAGAAGAUCUGCAAUUUUAUAUUUAUGUUAUUUUUUGUCACCCUUCUUUUGGAGUGUAAAACCACUAGCUUCUUUUAAUUUUCAAAUGGCAACCUAUAUUAAAAAGUCAAUAAAUAAAUGGAUUGUUAGUUAAAAUAAAUUUUAGUGUUGACAUUUUUGAUUUCUGACAAUCCGUUGACAAGAUAUUGCACUUUUAAGUUAGGGUUGAAGGGGAGAGUAGUGGUGUAUUAUUAACAUACCUCGCAUUGUGCCGUUACGCAAAUGAUACUACACUACUCUCCUCCAACCCUAACUUAAAAGUACAAUAUCUUGUCAAUGGACUGACAGAAAUCAAAAAUGUCAAUACUAAAAUUGAUUUUAACUAAUACUUCAACUAUUUAUGAAAUUUUUAGUAUAGAUUGCCAUUAGAAAAUCAAAAGUAGGAUGUGGUUUUACCCCCAAAAAUAAAGGUUAAAAAAAAUAUCAUAAAUAUAAAAUUGUAGAGCUGGUUAUUUCUUAAAUAUUCUAGAAAACAAAUUCCAGAAAAAGUUAAUACUUUCUGAGAUAAUGAGUGUACCUACUUAAAUGGAUUACCUGGUAUAUUAUAUAAAAAGUUGAAGUAUAACAUAAAAUUUGAUGUAAAUUAUUUUUAUAAGUAUGAUAUGAAAAAAAACUUUUUCAAUCAGUGUCUUAGACGUAUGUAUGGAUUAAUCCAACCCUAUAUAAGCAUAAUAUUCCAUGUUACUAAUUUCUUUUGAAACUAUAGUAACUUAAUUGUUCAAAAUAUUUUUAGAAACCGGGAACUUUGCAUACUUGUAAAAUUCUGGAAAUAGACUCUAACUCGUUUUAUAAUUAUUUUAUUUUGUUUCAGGCUUUAUAUUAUUGUAACAUUUGGCAAGACACUGAAUGUGUGAGCAUCAAACCACCGUGGAAUAAAUUACUUAAAGUAAGAAUAUAAUUUAAAAUUGUAUGUUAAUAAAUUACUUUUACCACUUCAUAAUAACUCUAAAAAUGAGUACAUAAUAUUGACAGAGCUGUUACUAAAUUAAAAAAAACAAUAAAAAAUGAUUUUUGAGUAACAAUUGUUUAAAAAAAAAAGUGAAUAUAUAGUGUAUAUUAUUCUUAAAAUAAUAUUUAAUAUAUUAUUAUUACAUAAUAACAUAAGAAGAAUUAUUACAUUUUAAUUCUUUUUUUUAAAAAAUACUCACUUUUAAAUUAGUUUGUUCAUUUUAGUAUAAAUGCAUUUAAUUAAUGACAUAAAAUAACUAUCAAAUAAAUAAACGUAUUAACAAUAAUAACAAUUAAGCACAGACAUACUUUGCACAAUGGGUGAGCCACUGUUGCGGGUGAAAAGUUAGGAAGGUAAGAUUUAAAGUGAAAUUGAAUGUAUAUCUAACCUAAUGCAACAAUUAACCAUUACUUACAAAAAAAGAUUCCAAGUGAAGUUCAAUCAAGUGAAGCGAAUAUUUUGAAAGGCUGUAAUAUUUAUGAUUUUCGUCAAAAUUUGAUAUUAAAUUUUUCUUAAAAUCAAUUUUUUUUUUUUUACAACUUGUAAUAAACAAUCUGUUAAAUUUUCAAGCAUUUCUAUUUGGUCUGGCAAUUUUAUUCACGGAGUACCUACUAAAUAAAAAUUAAAUAGAGAAAAAACUACCAAAUUUAAAAUGCCAAUUUAUAGCUCAACAAUUUUUUGAAAAUUUGACCAUAUUUAGAAAAACAAAUAUAAAUGUUCUAUCUAAAUUUCAAGUCUCUACAAAUAUAUUUAACUGGAAAAAAAAAUUAAUUUUGUAAAUAUUCCCAAUUUUGCUAAGUUUUUCCUAAUUAUUAUGAAAACCAAUUGAAAAAUCUAAACACUCUCAGAUACCACCUAGGUAAAAUGUUCAUUCAGAAAAAGUACUACACUUGAAAAUCGGAGCAAGAUUUUUAGUAGGUAAGUUGUUUUCAUGUAUAAUAAAAACAUCUGUAAAACCAAUACAUUCCUCAUUUAAAUCAAAAUCUAGAAUAAGUUUGUAUAUAAACUAUUUAAAUUAUAAUUAAAAAGAAUAAAUAUUAACUCAAUAAAUGAAGAACAAUUAUAUUCAUCUUCAAUUAACUUUGAGUUUUUAAUAAAAAUAUUUAUAUGUUUAAUUGUAUGUUUUUCUCAUAAAUUAUUUACUUCCUCUAAUGAUAAUCACUAAAAAACAAAGAAAAAAAGAACAAAAUAUUUCUGGAAAAAUUGUCUACACAUAAGUUAUAUUAAAAUUCAUUACUAUGAAUCAUAAAUUAUCACAUUACACUUUGCAAAUACUAUAUGCCCACUUUUAUGUCAAUAAUAGCUAAAAAAAAAACUAGACUAGUAUUCUACAAUAUUCACUAAAUUAAUUUAAUAUAGUGAAUAAUAGUGUGUAAGUGGCAGCCUUGUAUAAUAGAAUAGUCAAAUAAAUUUUCCCCAUAGUAUUUUAAUAUAAUAAAAUUCAUUUCCAACAAAAUGAUGACUUACAUUAUUAUUUUUAAUCAUUAGGCUUGCAGAAAUUAUAUUAAAUGGAAUCUGGACUCCUGUGAAAAAUGUUUCAACACAUUUCACUGUGAUAUUCUUGUUGGGUUAUUAAAACAAUCUGAUAUUGUUAUAUACGAUGAAAUGCAGUUGUUUGGGUAAUGUUUCAAAAUAAAUUUUCCUAUUACUAAACUUAUAAAAUACAUUUUUUUUUUUUUCAUCUUAUAUAUAGUUGUGUUGCAUCCUGGUUAAAUUACCAGUCUGCAGAAAAAUUGCUUGAAUGUAAUGAUGCAGAUGCAAUUGAGGACUAUAUGAGUUCCUUGACACAGCAUGUUAUGUCAUACAUUAGAUAUCCAAUGAUUCUUCCUAGACAGUUGGCUCAGUUAUUAAUGGUACCAGUUGUUAAAAAGAAUAAAGAAUUUUUUGUUGAUAAAAUGGCGGCAGCAAUGGAAUUUAAUUUAGUUAAAAUGGGUAUAGUAUCUAGAAUUAAACUGUUAUUAAUAACAUUGAGUUUAAUUUUUGUUUUUUAUUUUUAGAAAUACAACCAAAUAAUGACCAUUCACGAGAAUGUACUCCAAGAUUAUAUACUAGCGAACGAUGGGGGUGUUCCUUUAGGGUGCGCACAAAAAACAUAAAAAACAACCAACCAAUAAAACGAGAAAUUGUGACUUGUGGCAAUUUGUUUGAUCGUGAAAAACAGUUGAAUGCUGAAUUAAAUUGGGUUGGUAGAAUUAAAAUUGAAAAACAAAUUAUCAUUUAAACCUUUAAAACAAGUUAAACGAAGUUAAUAAGUAAUGUAAACUGUAGACACCUUGUUGAUUAUUUACUAACUGUGAGGUUAUCUACUUUGGUGACUCUUUAGUUCAAAAAGCUAAUGGUUAUCAUCCUGUUGAUUCAUUCAUAAAAUUAAAUUUUAUUAAUCUUUUAAAUGAUAUACCAAUCUAUAGUUUUAAUAAGUGUAAAUAUCAUGUAAUUUCUAACUUUUUUUUCUAAUAUUAACUUUGAGGUAAACCUAGAGGACCUAUUUCUUGAAGAUUCUAUUAGUAAAUUGCAGGGCUUGUUAAUUUUCAAAUAAUUUUGAUAAUUAUCGAUAUAUAUAAUUAUUAAUUAAUUCAAACAAAAAAUAAAAUGUAUAAGGUGUUAAAGUAUGUAAGUUAUACUAUGUAUAGAAUCAAAAAGCUUAGUGUUUAUUGUUUGAAAAAAUUAUCCUACAAACAAAUAUUAAUAAAAAACAAUACAAUUUCAAUUGAAUUUUAAAUUUUUUGUUAUAAAUUAAUUUCAUCUAUUUUUAGAAAUAAUGUUAUCAGAUAUUUUUUUUAAUAUUAUAUUGUAUAAUAAGGAUUGGAUAGUUAUCAGCAAACCCUGGUAAAUUAUAUGAUAUAAUUAAUCACCCUUUCACCAUUUUUGUGCAAAUAAUUAUAAUUCUAUAUAAAGUUAUAAACCCCUUGAAAGAUUAAUAAUUGAUGAAAAAAUGUGUUAAUAGAAAAUGUAAGAUUAGUACUUUCUAUUUAGAUUAUUUUAUUUAUUUUAAUAUACAUAAAAAUUUGAAAAUUUACAUUAAAAUUUUUAUUAGUAGGUACUCUGUAGAUAAAAUUGUUAGACCUAAUGGAAAAGUUUGAAAAUUUAACAGUAGGUUCAUUAUAAGUUGUAGCUUUGUAGUAAAAAAAAAAAUUGAGUUAAAUGUAGUAUUUUUAUUUUUUUACGAAUUUUAAAAUUAAAUUUUGAUGAAAAUCAUAAAUAUUACAGCCUUUUAAAUCAUAUAUAUCUGAAGUCCACUCAGAAUCGUUUUUCGUUAAGAAUAAUUAAAUGUUGCGUACAGAUAGGUAUUAAAUUUCUUUUUAUAUACUACCUUCCCAAUACUAAGUAUUCAGGAACCUAAUAGUUUACCGCCUGUCUUCUUAAAGAACUAUAGAAGUGUACUUUUUACACAAUUACAUUUAAUUUUUAAUAAGUUUCUAAAAAUGAGUACAUUUCCAGAAUUUUGGAAAAAAUCAUUUGUAACCUAGAUUUAUAAGUUUGUGGAUAAAGCAAAAGUUUGAAAUUAUAAACCUAUUUUUAAAUUAUCAGCUAUUCCAAAAAAAAUAUUAUUACUAAAAAACUUUCAUUUUUAAUGUUAUGUUACACAAAUUAGGUAAUAAUCAACAUGGUUGUUUUAGAUAGAAUGAAUCAAUACUUACUAAUUUAGUUUUAUAUCAAUGAAUUAUUAUUUCUGGUUUGGGGGCAGUAAGUUGAUUCAAUAUAUACAGACUUUCGCAAGGUAUUUGAUAAAGUAGACAAUCAACUUUUAUUAGUGAAAUUGGACUAUUAUGGUUUAAAUAGCUAAUUUUUUAAUGUGAAUAAAUCAUAUUUUAUUAAUCGUUAUCAAGUCGUAAAAUUAAGUUCUGUAAUCUACCGAUAUUAAAGUCCACUCUGGGAUACUACAAGGAUCCUACUUAGACCCUUUAUUAUACAUUUUUUUUUUUUUGUAAAUGACUUGUCUAGUAUUUUUAAUGUUUUUAUAAGAUUAACUAGUAAAAUAGAUGACCCUGAGUUACUUUCAAUGGUUGUUUUUCACACUAAUUAUCAAAGUGAUUAAAAUGUUUAGUUUUUUGUUAUGUAUCAUUAAUUAUAACAUUUGACAUUUAAUUUUUCAUAAAUUAAUUUUACUUAAUAGUAUAGAAAAUAGUGUUGAUCUUUUUCUUUGUCUUGGACAUUUUUAAAUCAAACAUUUAUAAUACGUUAGCUAAUUGUACUUUAUAGUUUAUUUUAUUUGUUUAUUAUGUUUGUUAUCUAUGUCCUUUUUUGAUUUAUAGUUAAAGUUUAUACCCGUUUACAAAUUAUAAAAUAAAAUUAUUUAUUUAUUUAUGUAUAUUUUUUUUUGGUUUAACAGGAAAUAGCAUUGUACUUAAAAGGCGUACAUUUUGAUAAAGGUUUAUUGAUGACUUGGCGUGGUUCUUAUGAAGUACCAGAUAAAGUAAUCAAAACAGUACGUGCAACAAUUCGGAUGAAAUCACGCCAAAAUGAAGUAAAAGAUACAUCACGUCAUGUUCGUAUUGCCAUUCUUGUGUAUGCUGUUCAGAAUAAAAUCUCUCAUGUCAUAACUGUUGUACAAAAAGUUGCAUUGUUCGACCAAAAUCAAAGUGUUGUAACUAUUGAUGAUUUAAUGGUGUAUAAUGCAUUUAACCAACCAACAAUCAAUGAAGAAUUAAAUAAUAUAAACGGCACAAAUGUGUCAUACUUUGGGUCUGAUCGAAUUCCAUUAAAGUUCCAUGUUAUAAUUACUCCUUUUAUACCUGGAUUGACUGAUUCUCAUAUUGGCACCAGAAUACAACAUGUACACUUUUAA
This is a messenger RNA of Cinara cedri, 7861 nucleotides long. The record is from the annotation of a GenBank genome assembly. NCBI's taxonomy places the organism in Eukaryota, Metazoa, Arthropoda, Insecta, Hemiptera, Aphididae.